Molecule: messenger RNA, 1226 nt
Organism: Equus quagga
Lineage: Eukaryota; Metazoa; Chordata; Mammalia; Perissodactyla; Equidae
Product: sulfotransferase 2A1-like
Exons: 3
Coding region: 777-1226 (149 amino acids)
Biological process (GO): sulfation
Cellular component (GO): cytoplasm
Molecular function (GO): sulfotransferase activity
Source: RefSeq, a predicted model, not a curated record
UAGCUCUCUCAUAACAAAAGUGGUAAAUCUUCUCAGCAUUUUGUCUGAAAAUGUCUUUCUUUCAUGCUCAUUCUUGAAAGAUAGUAUAACUAAGUAGAACUCUCAGUUCAUAAUUAACUUCCUGCAGGACAUGAGAGUUGAGACAGGCUCAGGUAUGGGAGACAGACACUAAAAAUUUUGAACUGGUUAGUAUACUGGGGAUAGAGUGAGAAGACUUGUCUCACUAGAAUAUAAUGUAAAAUAUAGAGAAAACAAAUUUUCAAGGAAACAUGCCUGAGAAUUUCCUGAAUUGAUGUAAUCUCAGUUUAAAGAACCACACCUAACCUCACAAAGAAUUAUUACAAGUUAAUCUUUGCCUAGUUUCUAGGAAAGUUGUAGUAGCAAAUAGUAGAUAAAAUCUGAAACCAGGAGAAAGACAGAUGAUAUCCAAAGAAACAAUAAUUACAAUAGCAACGUGAAGGGAAGAAGACAGAAAAAUAUCUUUAAGGGCUCUGGAAAAGACCCAUUAAACAAAAAUUCUAAACACUGAACAGAUUAGUGGCAGGAAGAACACCAUUCCUAAGGCCACAUGGCUCUCCAGAGAGGAUCUUCUUAGAGACCCUUGAAAACUGGUACACAGCCUGCUCCAAAGGAACAAGGCUCGUUACAGGGUAAAUGCAUGAUGUUGGAUAAUAUUUAACCAUCUUUACUCUCAUUCAUUCAGCAAAUAGGUAGGAUGGACCUAACCGUGCCAGAUAUUGUGCUGUUAACUGUGCCCAAAAGAGUGAACAUAAUAGAUGUACCCUUGUUUUCAUCAAGUUUGUAAAUACCCCCUCUUUCUACCUCCCCAAUAUGCAGUGCCAUAUGGAUCCUGGUUUGACCACACUCAUGGCUGGAUGUCCAUGAGAGGGAAGGAGAACUUCCUGAUACUGAGUUAUGAAGAGCUGAAACGGGACACAAGAAGCAUCUUAGAGAUGAUAAGCCAAUUCCUGGGCAAGAAAUUAGAACCAGAAGAACUGAACUCCAUCCUCAAGAAUAGCUCCUUUCACGUCAUGAAAGAAAACAACAUGUCCAAUUUUUCCCUCCUGUGUGGUCAGUUUUUAGAUGAGAAGAAUGGAAUACUACUGAGAAAAGGCAUUACUGGGGACUGGAAAAAUCACUUCACGGUGGCCCAAGCUGAAGCCUUUGAUAGAAUAUUCCAGGAGAAGAUGGCAGAUCUUCCUCGAGAGUUGUUCCCAUGGGAAUAG